AUGGCGACGAUGCGGGCUCGUCACAAGAUUCGGGCCCCUCGUAGGGGCCUCGCGUCUGCAAAACCAGAAGAUUUCGACACUAUCUGGCCUGUCCUCUCUUCAUCUCUAACAGAAAUCCAUACGAAAAAUGCCUCAACCAUUUCCUUCGAAGAGCUCUACCGUAGCUCAUACAAGAUUGUUCUUCAGCAGCGGGGUGAGGACCUGUAUCAGCAGGUCAAGAAUCUCGAAGAACACUGGCUACACGGUACAGUCAAGCAGCGAAUUACAGAUUCUAUCUCAGCGACCUUGGUCCGCGCGCAGGCUGAAAACUCUGAGUUGCAAGAGCAAUCGAAUGAGCGACGGGCUGCGGGGGAGAAGUUUCUGGCUGCGUUGAAGGAAGCAUGGGAAGAUCAUCAGCUUUGCAUGGGCAUGAUUACGGAUGUAUUGAUGUAUAUGGAUCGUAUUAUCGCCGUCGACCGCUCGAAGCCAUCCAUCUACGUCGUCUCCAUGGCUUUAUUCCGAGAUAAUGUCCUUCGCGCCACGGUUCGCCCAGAUAGCACGGUAUCUGUCCUUGAUAUACUCAAAUGGACGAUCCUUUUUAUGAUUCGACUAGAGAGAGCGGGACACAUGAUUGAACGACCGCUGGUCCGACACUGCAUCCAGAUGCUAGAGGGACUCUACGAAACCGUUACAGAGGAGGAAGGCACCAAACUAUAUCUGACAGUAUUUGAGCCUGCUUUCUUAGAAACGAGUACGCUCUUCUACCAGGGUGAGGGUCGCCGAUUGCUGGAAAUCGGCGAUGCGUCUACUUUCUGCCGAACUGCUACUCAACGGAUCGCCGAAGAGCAAGAAAGAGCUCGCACCACAUUGUCUACGCUAUCAGAAGGUAAGGUCCUGGAGACUCUUGACCGGGAGCUUAUUUUCAAAAAUCUCGACGAAGUGGUCAGUUUAGAAGGAACCGGCGUUAGGCAUAUGCUUGAUCACAACCAGUUGGAGGGUUUGAAGGAUGUAUACACAUUGAAUUCACGGGUGGACAAGAAGAAAGAAGCGCUUACCAAGGCUAUCAAUCAACGAAUUGUGGAGCUUGGAAGAGAGAUCAACGCGACAUCUAUUGCGCCCAAUGCUGUGACUUCACAGCCUAAGAAGGGCACGGAAGAGAAAGGCGCCGAAAAGAAGAAAGGCAAAGAGAAAGAGAAGCCUACAAAUCAGCAAACUGUGCUGGCUAUCCAAUGGGUUGAUGACAUCCUUGCUCUCAAGAGACAAUUUGACAAUGUCUGGGAAAAUGCGUUCGCGUCAGAUCAGGGCCUCCAUCGCUCAAUCAUGGCCAGCUUUAUGGAUUUCAUCAACAUGAACUCUCGAAGCUCGGAAUAUCUUUCCUUGUUCUUCGACGAAAAUCUCAAGAAAGGCAUCAAAGGGAAGACAGAAAAUGAAGUUGACGCCCUAUUGGAUAACGGCAUCACACUCCUCCGCUACAUCAAGGAUAAGGAUCUUUUCGAGACAUACUACAAGAAGCAUCUUGCUCGUCGACUCCUAAUGAAACGAUCGGCCAGUAUGGAUGCUGAGCGACAAAUGAUAUCCAAGAUGAAGUUGGAAGUCGGCAACCAAUUUACUCAACGAAUUGAAGCCAUGUUCAAGGACAUGGCUAUUUCUGAGGAUCUAACAGCAAGCUACAAAGAAUAUGUCUCUGGCACUGGAGAUCCAGACGAGAAACGCAUGGAUCUAGACAUGCACGUUCUCACCAGUACAAUGUGGCCCAUGGAGAUAUUGGCAAAUAAGGAUGGCUCGGCACAAAAGACUUGCAUUCUGCCCCGCGAAGUUGAAAGUGUGCGUCAAAGCUUCGAAAAGUUCUACCUCGACAAACACAGUGGUCGCAAGCUAUCUUGGCAGCCCUCUAUGGGUACCGCUGAUAUUCGAGCGACCUUCCACCGCAGCAGUGGCAAAAUUCAGCGUUAUGAACUGAACGUUUCCACAUACGGACUCUUUGUAUUGAUGCUCUUCAAUGAUCUUCCAGAUGGCGAGUCUUUAACGUUUGAAGAUAUACAAUCUCGGACACUGAUCCCACCUCACGAUUUGAUUCGUAACUUGCAAUCCCUCGCCGUGGCACCUAAGACCCGUGUCCUCCGCAAAGAGCCAAUGAGCAAGGACGUGAAGCCAACAGAUGAAUUCUUUUUCAACAAUGAGUUCCACAGCCAAUUCGUCAAGGUUCGCAUUGGCGUUGUUAGCGGCAGCGCUAACAAGGCCGAGAACCCUGAUCAGCGAAAAGAGACAGAAAAGAAGAUGUCCGAAGAGCGUGUUGGUACAAUCGAGUCUGCACUCGUGCGUAUCAUGAAACAACGCAAAUCACUAAGCCAUACCCAACUCAUCUCCGAGGUCUUGUCGCAACUCUCUGCACGUUUCGUUCCAGACGUUGGGAUGAUCAAGAAGCGUAUCGAGAGUUUGAUCGAUCGCGAGUACUUGGAACGUCUAUCCGAGGACCCAGCAACAUAUGGAUACGUGGCUUAG
Penicillium angulare is the source of this 2481-nucleotide messenger RNA. RefSeq names its product cullin family protein. Gene Ontology annotation, biological process: ubiquitin-dependent protein catabolic process; protein ubiquitination. The transcript has 4 exons. Bases 1 to 2481 code for a protein of 826 amino acids. Gene Ontology annotation, molecular function: ubiquitin protein ligase binding. The record is from RefSeq and is a predicted model, not a curated record. NCBI's taxonomy places the organism in Eukaryota, Fungi, Ascomycota, Eurotiomycetes, Eurotiales, Aspergillaceae. Gene Ontology annotation, cellular component: Cul3-RING ubiquitin ligase complex.